Molecule: messenger RNA, 1989 nt
Organism: Plenodomus lingam JN3
Lineage: Eukaryota; Fungi; Ascomycota; Dothideomycetes; Pleosporales; Leptosphaeriaceae
Source: RefSeq, a predicted model, not a curated record
AUGGUGUUGAGGUUCGACUCGCUAGUCCGCUCCGUGGACGCACUAGUCUUUAUGUGGCUAGAACAGGGCACGUUCCUCAACCUCACCUUCUCUUCACUCUCACCAAGCGCUAAGAUCCCAACCGCAACCUCCACCAGUUGGCUGUACCGCAGUACUAUCACUAGCAUUGAGACCAGCUUCUGGCCUACUAUUUACAACGAAAGGCCAGCGGCGCAAGCCGCACCUCAGCGAACCACGGAGUAUUUGCCAGCAAGCCUGGUAGUAUACAUCACUUUGGACACUCGCUUCAUCGCCGGGGUCAUCGACCUGGGAGCCACGCCUGUGCCUGCAGUCCCUUUCUCUCGAACUGCAAGAGGGGAAGGCCAUGUCGCUGAGCGCGUCGAGUCGGCAUCUGCUCACUAUGUUACCGACGACACAAACACGGCCAUCGAUAAUGAACGUAAUAUGACCGUCAGACAGUCGUUGCGGUUCUGGUGGAAGGCUAUUGUAUUCUCCUUUGUCAUCUCACUGUGCGUGGUCAUGGAGGGGUACGAUACGAGUCUGAUGAACAAGUUCUUCGCCUUCACUCCUUUCAAGAACCGUUUUGGAGAUCAGGUCGACGCAGACGGGAUUCCGCUUGUGUCGUCGCGUUGGCAGACUAUUAUUUUGAACGGCACACAGGUCGGAUGUAUAUUGGGCCUGAUUAUCAACGGAUAUAUAACCGAGUGGAUUGGAUACAAGAAGACAAUGAUUGGGAGUAUGGUGUUUAUGACCGGAGCAAUCUUCAUCCCCUUCUUUUCGACCAGCCUGGAGAUGUUCCUCGUCGGUGGUAUCAUCCAAGGUCUACCAUGGGGUGUCUUCCAGACCCUUGCCAUCUCCUACGCCGCAGACCUAUGCCCUAUUCAUCUUCGAGGCUACAUGACAUCCUGGAUCAACAUGUGCUGGGUCAUCGGCGGCCUCUUGUCCACUGGUAUUCUAACCGGGUUAAUGAAGAACAAUUCGCAAUGGGGCUACCGCAUCCCCUUUGCGCUCCAAUGGGUCUGGCCCAUCCCCAUCAUCCUCGCCACACUCCUCGCGCCUGAGUCUCCCUGGUGGCUCGUACGUCAAGGCCGCAUCGAAGAAGCCAAAGCCGCGAUCCGCAAAAUCACCACGCCUACUCCGGGCGUCCAGUUUGACGUCGACUCCCACGUUGAGAUGAUGGUCGUCACCAAUCAAUAUGAAAAGGAAGUCGGCGCGGGUACCAACUACUGGCACCUGUUCCGCGGAAGCGACCUUCACCGCACGGAGGUCUCGGCUAUGGCGUUUGUCACCCAGGCGCUAGUUGGCACGACUUUUAUGGGGUUUGGGGUCCAAUUCUUUUUGGGUGUCGGUCUGAAGCAGGAGGAUUCUUUCUAUCUGACUGUUGGGCAAGACUGCCUGGGUUUAAUUGGCUGUUUCAUUGCGUGGUGGAUUAUGACGAGAUUUGGCCGUCGACCCAUCUACCUCACCGGUCUCUGUGCCAUCUUUCUCAUCCUGCUGAUUGUCGGAUUCCUUGGGCUUGCACCGCCAACAAACGAAAGCGCAGGCUUAGCAGGCGGCAUAUUCAUCGUCCUUAUGAUUUUCUGCUUCCAGCUUUCACUGGGUCCAAUUUGCUACUCGCUAGCCGCUGAAAUCCCCUCUUCCCGCCUACGCGUGAAAACUGUGGCCCUCUCUCGCGCCUCUUACAAUUCCAUUGUCUUUGUAACAAACACCAUUAUGCCGAAAAUGGUCGGCCGCAACGACUGGAACUGGGGUGCAAAAGGCGGAUUUUUCUGGGCCGGUAUUGCCGCCCUUUUCAUUGUGUGGGGCUACUUUCGCCUCCCGGAGCCGAAGGGGUUUACGUACUCUGAGCUGGAUUUGCUGUUUGAGCACAGGGUUUCUGCGCGGAAGUUUACGAGGGAGAGGGUGGAGGUUCUGAGGCCAGCGUUGGGUGGCGGGGUGGGGAAGUUGGAUGAGAAGGAGUCGAUUGAGAGGGUCGGGGAUGGGGCGUAG